This is a messenger RNA of Oryza sativa Japonica Group (Japanese rice), 821 nucleotides long. RefSeq lists its product as uncharacterized. The record is from RefSeq and is a predicted model, not a curated record. Gene Ontology annotation, molecular function: structural constituent of ribosome; rRNA binding. Gene Ontology annotation, cellular component: mitochondrial ribosome. Gene Ontology annotation, biological process: ribosomal large subunit assembly; translation. Lineage: Eukaryota; Viridiplantae; Streptophyta; Magnoliopsida; Poales; Poaceae.
ACGGACCAGCUAAGGCCCACUUAAGCUCCGCAUAACCAUCUCGCCGCCGGCCGAGCCGCCUCCCUCCGCGCCGCCCUCUCACCAACCCGUCCCAGCGAGCGCUCGCGCGGCGGAGAUCGGCUGCCACCGCGGGCGGGAUAUCGCCGGCCAGGAAGCAGUUCCCUGAAAAGAAGAUUGUGCAACAGUCCAGGAACUCGAAGAUGAACAAGGGUAAAAUUUUUAAGUUAGCAAAAGGAUUCAGGGGAAGGGCAAAAAACUGCAUAAGGAUUGCUAGGGAGAGGGUGGAGAAAGCAUUGCAAUACUCAUACAGGGAUCGGCGCAACAAGAAGAGGGACAUGCGGUCUCUUUGGAUUGAGCGCAUCAAUGCUGGUACACGAAUCCAUGGGGUGAACUAUGGCAAUUUCAUGCAUGGAUUGAUGAAGGAGAAUAUCCAACUCAACAGGAAGGUACUUUCAGAGCUGUCGAUGCAUGAGCCAUACAGCUUCAAAGCUCUUGUCGACGUCUCUCGCACUGCAUUCCCUGGAAAUAGGCCUGUUAAGAAGGAGGGGCUAGCGAGUAUUCUUUAAAACAAACCUCCCCAAGUCUUGUUACAAUCACGUCUGAAUGAAACUGGUAUUGUUGCCUUCAGCCUGCAGCCGUACAGGAAACUCAAUGGCAGAUAUUGCAUUUGUAAUACUAUGUAAUUCUGUUUGGAAAGCUGUGGAAGAGAAACACCUAGUUACAUGUGUUCUUCUUACCUGUUAUUGUUGGUUUUUUUUGGAUAAUGUGCUCUGUUUACCUUGAUAAAUAUAACAGAAUGGAUGAUUAUCAUUGUUUUUGUA